CAUUUCUAUAAAAAGAACACCAUAAUUUAUAUAUUCCACCCAUUUGUUUACAACAUACACGUACGUCAACUACAAAAAUCAAUAAGAUGCCAUUGACAUAUUUAAAAGGCGAGAGCGGAGACAAAUUAAAGGUGAGAGAUAUAGACGGUGCCUAUACCUUUCCAUGGAACAGUCUAGAGAACCAUGAAGAGGAGUUUCGAUCGAUACCGAAUUGGAAAGCUAGAGAUGAUGACGUAAUGAUUUGUGUAUAUCCAAAAUCUGGCAAUCACUGGUCUUUUGAAAUCCUCAGUAUGCUGCUCUCCCAAAAGGCAGAACGUGUAGAAACGUGUAAACAAAGUGGUAUGCUUGACUGCAUUAGUCAGGAACAGUUUAAUAGCAUGCCAUCUCCGCGAGUUCUCAACACACAUUCGUUAUUUUCACAACUUCCGAUUGACUUUAGAAACAGGAAAUGUAAAAUCGUUCAUAUCAUUCGGAAUCCUAAGGAUGUUGCCGUAUCAUUCUUUCAUCAUCAUUUUGGACUAAAACCCUACGAAUUUGACGGAAAUUGGGAAUCAUACCUUCCACGUUUUAUGAAAGGAGAUGUUGACUACAACUCCUGGUUUGACUAUACAAAUGAUUGGGAGAAGACAAUAAUUGACAACCCAGAUUAUCCAAUUCAUAUCAUGUAUUACGAGGACAUGGUUGAGAAUAUCCAUGCUGAAAUAUUCAAACUGGCCAAUUUUCUUGAAGUAUGUACUCACAGUACAUUAGAUUUUAUCAACAGUAUUGCCUCCCUUUGUACGAUAGAUAAAAUGAGAAAUGAGAAAGCUUCUACUGGCGAGUUUUAUUGGAAAGAAGACAGCGCUGGUGUAUAUCGGAAAGGAAUUGUUGGAGAUUGGAAAUCCAUGUUUACUGUGACCCAGAACGAAAUAUUUGAUGAACUUUAUCAUACGCGGAUGAAUAAAUCCAAACUUAAUAUACGCUUCAGUAUACCAGAGAAAUUACCAGCAAAAAGUCGAUCUGUUUUUCACUAGACACAAGAGUUUCAAUGCCGCUUACUUACUGUUUGUUUGUGAGGGACAAUGUAUCUCGAGCAUCAUAUAAUGUUACAGGAGGGUUAAAAUCUAGCGUUGAACUUUUCUUUUAAAUUUUGGGCGUUUUUAUGCUUUCAACUGACUUUAGUAUUGAAUGUACUUUUAUCAACAGUCGUGGGAGUAAACUUUUAUCAACAGUCGUGGGAGUAAACUUUUAUCAACAGUCGUGGAAGUAAACUUUUAUCAACAGUCGUGGAAGUAAACUUUUAUCAACAGUCGUGGGAGUAAACUUUUAUCAACAUCGCGGGAGUAAACUUUUAUCAACAGUCGUGGGAGUAAACUUUUUGUUUUGUUUUAGGAUUUUAUAUUAGACACGUUAGCCAUUAACCUUAUUGUCAUCAAUAUGUUGUAUACGUAGAAUUGAAUAUGCAUUAUUAUAUAUGUUACUAUCGUAUCGCGAGAGUUGACUAAGAUAUUUGACUUUAUUUUUAUAAUUUAGUGAUAAAUUGUUUGUUUUUUUGGAUUUGGUUUACAAAUCAACACAAUUGUAUUUGUAAAUUCUACAUGUAUUUCGCACGAUUUGCAAAAUGUUUUGAAGAGGUGGACUCAUGUUUUGUGCAGCAAAGGUUAAUAUUUUCGUAUCAUUUUUUUCCCCUGUUAUCAUAUACUACGGGUCAACCUUGUGUCGUUGAUUAAGGAAUAUAUGUAUGAUUGGCUGGCAUAUGUCACUUGGAUUUUACUUCUACUAAAUCAAUUUCUUAAACAAAUUUCUAUUGGUUAUUUGUGGCGUUUGAUUUCUUUCUCAUUGGCCUAUUCCCCACAUCUCCUUUUAUUUAUAUGAUUAAAGGAAAGAAACAUACACUGUAUCACUAUGAAGCACACUCCAUAUACAUGUAUAAUAUACUAUAUAUAGAAUAAAUACUGGUACGUAAAGGUUAUAUAUUCCUUCUUCUACUGUUACUCAAAUCAUGACAUGUAAAACUCCACUUUGAUUAGACGUUAUACUUAGAAACACUUAACAACGACUCUUAGCAACAACAUAAAUUGUGACAAUAUAAAAAAAACAAAAAACAGGACAAUGACCUAAUUGUAGAAUUACAAAACCAAACCUUAAAAAAUAAUUAAAAUCUUGAGGAAAAUUGAAAACAAAUGAAUUAUGGUUGAAAGUAGUAGCUUUUACAACAAUUUUAACUGAAAAACUUUUUCUGAAGAUACAAGGUUUUAGUCUAUUCCCAAGUAAUGAUGUACGAGAUUUGCACACUUUUUUUACUUUUAGGAUUGCAUAGUUAUAACCAGUCUGACUGGUGACACAAUGCCUUGAACUAGUUUAAAAAAAUUUAAGAUGAUAGUUAAGUUUUUAUUUGAUCUGUUACCCUAACAUUAUACUGAGGUGAAAAGGAAACAGUCGGUUCCUUUAUUGUCAAAUUUAUAAGACAUAUUGUACUAUUAUAAAUAAGGUGAUAUUGUGUACUGUGCCUUAGUACGCUUAUCUCAUACUAGUAUAUGAAUACAUAUUUUAUAAUAAAAAAAGUGACAUAUAA
Molecule: messenger RNA, 2554 nt
Organism: Mytilus californianus (California mussel)
Lineage: Eukaryota; Metazoa; Mollusca; Bivalvia; Mytilida; Mytilidae
Product: sulfotransferase 1B1-like
Exons: 7
Coding region: 87-1013 (308 amino acids)
Biological process (GO): sulfation
Cellular component (GO): cytoplasm
Molecular function (GO): sulfotransferase activity
Source: RefSeq, a predicted model, not a curated record